Messenger RNA from Lingula anatina, 5381 nucleotides. Its product is annotated as DNA helicase B. Lineage: Eukaryota; Metazoa; Brachiopoda; Lingulata; Lingulida; Lingulidae. The record is from RefSeq and is a predicted model, not a curated record.
GCCGGAAGUUCUUGUGAACAACAUGUUGAAACAGGUCGCUUCCGUUUAUUUGGGGGCGUCUCGAUAGUCCGAAGGUUCAUUGGUCCGAAGGGUGACCUCUUUCCCUCCUGCGACUUGACAUUUUGAAAUGGCGGGAAUGAAAAGGAGCCUUUUUGCUGAAGUUGUUGAUGGAUAUUUUCUUCCAAGUCGUGAAGAUUGUGAGAAUAAGGACGAAGAUGAAGAAGUUGAAGAAGGAGAAGCGGACGACGACAUUCAUAUGCUUGACAUGGACGAAAUGGAAACUGUCGAAAAUGGUGGAAACUUAGCCAGAUCUCAGCCUGUGGCCGAAAAAACGGUUUUAUUCAAAGUUUUCAAAGGUGGAAAAGAAAUCAAUAUAUGUGGCAAAUUCUUGAUGACAGAUCCUUGGUGGGCUGCAACUGUGCGUUUGAAAACAACAAGAAGGAAGGGUUUACGUUUUAUGGCAGGUAAUCCUGAGUACAGACUGAGAGAUGAUCCAGGUGUGAAGACACAGAACUUAGUGUAUCUUUUUCUCACCAACGCCAUGACUGGUGCUGACAAACAGCAUGUGGAUGCUUUUUUUGAGCAAAUAAAGUCAUGGGGAGAGGUAGUCUCAUUUCAAAACAUGCUAGAACUCCUUGAAAGGUUUAAGUUAGCCAUUCCAUCAAAUGAUGAGAGGAGUGGGAUGGCCGAGAAUAUAAUCUCUCACUUGCAGAGCUCUGAGAGUGGUGGAACUGUAUAUAAAUACCUUACACAGAAUUUACAAGACUUCUUCAGAUGGAUUCCACAGUUGCUUCCAAGACAUUUUCUGCAUUUUCUCCAAGAUGGUGAUAAAGACGGAAAAAGAAGAUUUCAAAAUACGAUUUGUCAGGAAUUUAAUAAAGCACUUACAAAGGAGCCAUGGGUUUUUGGAUUCAGUCCAGUCUUGAGGUACAAGUUCAGUGUGGUUGGCUGUGAAGCUACUCUCCAAUCAUAUAAGGCAUGCGGAAUCUUUGAUAAACUGAGUCCUCUUCAUCAAGAUGCCCUGUACAUUUAUGACAUGUUAAAGAAAGAGAGCCGAGGAAAGGGACAUACCUUCCUGUAUGAAAACUCUAUUACUCCGAAAAAGUUGGAUGACCAUAAAGUGACCAACUACCGCAAAGCAUUCCAGUUUCUGGUGGAUAAUUACAUAAUAGUACGAGAAAACGGCAGAGUCUAUUUGAGGUACUUGUGGAAAGCGGAGGAGGAAAUCAAGCGAGGGAUAGGUACCAUGCUGACAUGUGAGCCAUGGACCUUUGACAUUGAUUUUGACAGGCCUGAGUUUCAGCAAAUAGCUCAGGAUGAGGAUCAGAAGCUUGCUGCACAGGUCAUCAGUCAGAAUGCCGUAACUGUUUUGUCAGGUAAAGGUGGCUGUGGGAAGACAACUGUUGUCAGCUCUGUGUUUAGACAUGCACAAAAACUAGAUAACAAAACUGAAGACCAGGGAUUUGAGAGAGAAGAAAUUACACCAUUUAACGAAGAGAAAGAUAUGAUGAAUGAUGUACAAUUGGAAUUCAGUGGAACCAUGGAUAUGCCAGAGAAUCAAGAAUUUGGAGAAAAACAAAAGUUGAAAACAGACAUUACAGUGCUGCUCACUGCUCCCACUGGCAAGGCAGCCAAUAUUCUUGGCCGGCGUUCUCAGCUGCCCUCCUUUACUUUGCACCAGGUGCUCUGGAGCUGGAGGAUGCACCUCAAAAAGGUAAAAAAUUCAAAUGAAGAAGAUCCUGAAUGGAAGUUCAAGCAUGUCAAAGCAGUGGUAGUGGAUGAGUCCAGCUUGGUUUCUGUCUGUCUUUUCAACAAUAUGUUUCAACUUCUACUUCAACAUGCAGAUCUCAAAAAGUUGGUUGUGCUUGGUGAUGUGAAUCAGUUGCCUUCUAUUGACCCCGGGAACUUUCUAUCUGAUUUGUAUGAUUCUUUACAUGAUAGUGGAUGCAGCAUAUUGUUAAAACAGAACCACAGGAGUGAAUCCAAGGCAAUAGUUGAGAAUGCAGAAAGAAUAUCUAAGUUGGAGGUCCCACUGUUUAACAAAGAGGAUAAGUUCUUUGAGGUCACAAUACCAGAAAAUGAUGAUGGACCAGGCAUUGAUGGUGCAGUAAGGAGUUUGUUAAGUGGCCAGGAUCCGUGCAUAGGAACUGUAGAAAACUCCCAGUUUGUAGCAUUUAGAAAUAAAGAUUGUGAGCGCAUCAAUGAGAUCUGCUGCCUCCAUUACGUUGGUCAUAGUAUCAAGGAUCCAAGAGGCAGAUUCGACUUUCGGCCAGGAGACAAAGUAUGCUGCAGAAAGAAUGGAAGUGUCACAGAUCACUCCCAAAAAGAAAAAGUACAAAGGAGAUUGAAAAGGAGGAAAAUUGCAGCUAGGGAAUGCAGUGCCAUGCCUUUUGGAAGUACUUUUGAUGAAACAGAGAAUGAAACAAAUGCAGGUGCAGCAGUUUCCCAGGAAAAUGACUCAGAAACUGAGGACGAAGAUGAUGCUAUUGAGCUGAAGCCUAGGCUAUGCAACGGGGAGGUGUUUUUUAUUGAAGAUGAUAUCACUGUGGAAACAUUGAACAACAAACAAAGAUUCCUGGUCCUGGAUGACCGAGAUCCAGACCAUCGGCGUAUCAUAAAAGUUUGCUACAGGGAGGUGAUGAGUCAGUGUAAGCUGAGACAUGCCUGGGCACGGACUAUUCACACCUAUCAGGGUUCAGAAUCAGAGACUGUCACCUAUGUGGUGGGUAAAGCCUAUGGCCAGAACUGGAAGCAUGUGUACACGGCAGUGACACGGGGCAGGAAACAGGUGAUCAUUCUGUCCGAGAAAUCCCAGCUUAAGGCCGCAGUAGGAACAGUGGCAAGGAAGAGGAACACAAGUCUGUAUGAGAGGCUGACCAAGCUCAUUGGAGAAUUGAAGAAGAAAAGGAGGAUGCAAGGCCCAUCACUGAAACCUGCUGUUCCUCAUGCAGUAGCUAAGCCUGAUGAAACAAUUAACCCAGCACUUCCAAGCAUCAGUAAGAAAGAAGAAUCUUUAGAUUUUGAAUACGCUCAAGCUGUAGACUCCUCUGAAGAAGAUGCUUUGGAAUUGUCGGUAUACUUUGAUGACAGUGGUUUGAUAAGAUUUAAUCAUACAACUGGCAUGAUUAACCAUCUUUCUUCUGAUGGCAAUCGUUGUCAAGAGAAACCAUUGCAAGACAUUCCUGACCUUCCAGUUUCUAACAUAACAGGUAAUAACCAAAUAGCUUCAGCAACGUCUUUCAAUGAGGCAGAAGUGCAUUCAUCAAGGUCUACUAUACCCAGAUCUGAUAAUGUGCAAGUUUCUUCCAAUACAAAAGUCAGCAAUGAGAGCCAAAGUUGGUCCGAGUGGAGUGAGACUUUCUUUGAAAAUGUCAUGACUGGUGAUGAAUUCCUUAUUCCAGACAAAGAGAAGGAAGACAGUUUAACCAAAGGGGGAAUUACACAAAACAAAGCAGAAGGAAGAAAGGAAACAGAUGUAAAUAGCACACCACAACAAGAAGACCAGAUUCCAACAGUUUCUGAAUAUUCAGUGAUAAAUGACUCAGAACUUUUCAGUGUUGCAGAGAGUAUGGAAACAGCUUUGGCAAAGGAUGACAAAUCAAAUUUAGAACUAGCCCGUCCUAUUGAAGAAAGUUCAGAGACAGAUGUACUCGAUCUUCCUUCCAUCAGUUCCCCACUGAAAAAUGAUUUUCUUAGAAGGCCUUGUGCCCAGAAAACAAGAGAGGUUGCCAGAUUGCCCCAUCAAACUACCAGCAUGAAAUCUCCAUUAGUUUCACCAAAACGGAAAGCCCAGCCCAGCUUUUCCACCCCAAGUACACCUAAUAAGAAACCUACAACAACAGCACUUUAUGAUGGGAUGUGUGACCACUGUAUGUCUCCCAUAAGAAAGGGAAUAGACAACAUAACAUUCCAUAAAACCCCUUACACACCGACUCAAGGUUUAAGCACAAGCUUUCAGAAAAAAUGGAUUCAUGUAGCAUGUGAUAUUUCUACUUCCUCAGAUGAACAGUAAACCAACAAAACUAUCAUUUGAGGAAGUUAGUUCUACAUGAAAAUCCCAAGUAAAAAAUACAUUUCAUAAAUUUCUGCAAAAUUUGCAUUUUAGUUUUUUUGGUUAACAUAGAUUCAUUUACAUUUUAGCUUACAAGUAAGAGCUUUCUAUUUCAUAUUCCCUUAGAAUGCUGUAGCAGUUGCUUUAUGAUAUGAUAAGAUGCAAAUUGUUCCAUAGCCAUCAAGAUGAAGGCAUCAUAGAUUUGGCAUUCUUGCAGCGUUUUAAGAAUCACAAUUGCUAAUCAUUUCCUAUGACCCCAAAGUAGCCAAAUAAAGGUGACUAGACUCAUCUGGUUUUACCCCAAAUAUACUGGAUUUGAUCAUUGGGUACAAUAGGUUUUACAAAUGACCAAGCUUGAAGUGAAAAUUGAGCCAUUGCUUUUCUUGCCAUGUUGCUUAUUGCAGUUCCCCACUUGAGCUUUUUUGAGGAAUCUUCAUUAAAAAUAUAUGAAGUAGAAAGUGUGAACUAGACUUUUAGUAAGCACAAUCAUACUUACAGUAGUCUUUUGUGCUGAAUCUCCCAAACUCUACAACUGUGAGACUGGAAGCUAUUGCACUGCCCCAAUUGGGAGCGAAAGAUAUGGCAUUUGUAUGUUAAAUUUGUACAUCAAACUUGUCAGACAUAUUGAAUUUCUUGGUGAAAACCAAAUGUUUUAUGGCACUGCUUACAAAAUAUAUCAUUGAAAUAAACCUAGUGGCAUACUUGCAGCACAAAUUCAGAAAGUUGAAUAUUUUUAAAGCAAGAGAUGAAUACAGCUGCUGUUAGAGUUAGAAAGGAAGCAGUGUCAUGGUGGAAAGUUCUAAAUUGAUGUCUGAAACUGAUUGAAAGCCAAUAUUUUUUUAACCUUUGCAGUCUUACUUUUCUAAAAUCUAUCCAUGAUAGAUAGCUAUUGGACAGUUCACAAUUAAUUUUGUCAAAACUAGCUAUUACGCACUUCACGGAACUCCCUGAAUGCAAUCAGAUUAACAGACUUGCAUGUCUCCUCUUGUCUCCAGUGUUCUCAUACGUAAUCCCUAAUCACCAACUUAAAUGAGCUAUAUUCUACUCCAUGCCAGGAGAAUUUCAUUGAGAGUCACCUAAACAGAACCCCAGGUAUGCAUAUUUACAUUUGUUGGUCCAUUAGGGUAUGUGAAAGGGAGCCAAGGCAAUGCCUUAUAGGAUAGUUAUGUUUUAGGAGCAGUUAAUGGCAAAAGAAUCUUUGAGUGAGAAUUUAUCAUUAAUUAUGAUUUGGUGAUUUAAGAAUGCAGAAAGAACUUUUAAUAAAUCAGUAUUAUAUUUUUAUCUGUUAUUUACAUUAAUUUGUCUACGUUUGCUUAACCAGUAUUUUUUA